CACCGCUCUAUAUAUAUUCUCUCUUUCUUUCUAUCUUCCGUAUCGUUCGUUUCUCUCUCCUAAUCGUAUUUAGGGUUUCUUCUUCCUGUCGAUUUUUCAGCGCUUCGCUAAUCGUUCGAACUUCCGAGAAGAUUUCGUAUUGUCCACCACCCGAUUCGCGACGUUGAGUUUCUAGGGUUGUUUCGUCUUCAACGUUUCAGAUCUGUGUCAUUGUUCUGAUAAUUCUGCGAUUGUCGAGAUGCCUCCGAGGACGGUAAAGAGAGGGGCGGCGUCGGCGGGGUCGAAGAGAGGUGGGAGGGUUACCAGAGGGACGCCCAAGAAACAAGAUCCGCCGSCGGAGCGAGAAGUUCCUGAAGAGACGGUGAAGGUCGAGGAGGUCUCGGUGGUUGAGGUUGAAACCAAGGAGCUUCGUGAGGAAGUCACGGUGAAGGAAAAAGAAAAAAGCCCUGUCGUCGAAGAUAAGCCUGUAAUUCAGAGUAAGCCGGUUGUUGUUGAAGAGAAACAACCAAUUGCCAUAGAUGUCGAGGAGGUCGAACCUCCGCAUGACGUCAGAUCGGAUUCGAAACAAUCGGUUCCUCCGAAGAAAGAAGAAGAAGUAAAAGAUGAUGAGUAUGGAAAGGAUGAACGCUUGGAUCUUGAAGAUAAUGAUCCUGAAUCUGAGCCCGAGGAGUAUGGGGGGUUUGAGUUUGAUGAAAAAGAAAUUGAACAAGAGGAUGUUCAGGAGGUGGUAGAUGGGGAUGGGGAACCUGAGGACAAUGUGGGCGACGAGGAGGGUGAAGAAGAUGUUGAGGAUGUUCAGGAGGAUCCCGAGGGCGAGGAGGAUGAUCAGCAAGCUGCUGAAGACCAUGAACAUGCUGGCAUGGUCGAUGCUGAUGAGGAAGAGCAUCAUGAAGUAUUCAAGGAGAGGCGCAAACGCAAAGAAUUUGAAGUGUUUGUUGGAGGCUUAGACAAGGACGUAAAAGAGGAGGAUCUGAAGAAAGUGUUCAGUGCAGUUGGUGAAGUUACUGAAGUGAGGCUAAUGAUGAACCCCCAGACAAAGAAGAAUAAAGGUUUUGCGUUCUUACGCUUUGCCACAGUGGAAGAGGCAAAACGUGCUGUGUCAGAGCUGAAGAACCCAGUGAUCAAUGGGAAACAAUGUGGUGUGACUCCAAGUCAAGACAGCGAUACCCUGUUUCUUGGUAACAUAAACAAGACAUGGAAAAAGGAUGCUCUGAAGGAGAAGUUGAAACAUUAUGGAGUUGAUAAUGUUGAGGAUUUGACGUUGGUAGAAGAUAGUAAUAAUGAAGGGUCAAAUCGUGGAUUUGCCUUUUUGGAAUUUUCAUCUCGUUCAGAUGCCAUGGAUGCCUUCAAGCGUCUUCAGAAAAGGGAUGUGGUAUUUGGAGUUGAUAGACCUGCCAAAGUGUCUUUUGCUGAUUCUUUUAUUGACCCUGGUGAUGAAAUAAUGGCACAGGUGAAGACUGUAUUUGUUGAUAGCUUACCUGCCUCAUGGGAUGAAGAAUUUGUUCGAGGACUUCUUAAGAAAUAUGGGGAGAUUGAAAAAAUUGAGCUUGCCCGGAAUAUGCCUUCAGCAAAGAGAAAGGAUUUCGGUUUUGUUACAUUUGACUCACAUGAUGCUGCAGUUUCCUGUGCAAAAAGCAUCAACAACUCAGAGCUGGGAGAAGGGGAUAACAAGGCUAAAGUGAGGGCUAGAUUAUCUAGACCACUACAAAGGGGAAAAGGAAAACAUGCUGGUCGUGCAGAUUUUUGGCCUGGGCGUACAUCUGGACGAGCAGUUAGGGGUUCAUGGGGGCGACCAGCUCCUCGAAGUCUUUCUGUUCGAGGAGUUAGAGGUGUUGGCAGUCAUUUCCCACCUGUCAGUGUAAAGAGGCCUGGUGGAGUUAGAGAUAGACGUCCUGUCAUUGCAGUUCCAGUACGAGGAAGACAAAUUGCUCCUGUAGCCAGGUCUUAUGACAGGGGACCUCCUGUUGCUUCUUACUCAAAGAGUAACUUAAAGAGAGAUUAUGGUCGACGUGAGGAGCUGCAUCCAUCAAGAAGCAGAGUUCUUGUUGAUUAUGCCUCCAGGGUUGUACCAGAAAGGAAUCCACCCUAUAGAGAUGAAUAUGCUUCUCGGGCCCCUGGGUUUUCUGACCCACCUCGUAGAGAUGCACCCAGGAGAGCUUAUUUAGAUGAUGGAUAUGGCCGAAGGUUUGAAAGACCCCCUCCUCCAAGCUACCGUGAUGUACGUGCACGUGAUUAUGAUGCCAUAAUUGGAUCAAAACGCCCGUAUUCUUCAUUGAGUGAUGUGCCUCCAGCUUAUGCUGAUGCUGGUGUUCGUCAAUCAAGAAGUCGUUUAGAAUAUGAAUAUGGUGCUGGUGCUUCUCAGUAUGGAGAUGCCUAUGACAGCAGGAUUGGCAGAUCUAAUAUUGGAGGAUAUGAUAGUCGAAGUUCUAUCUCAGGUUCUUUUAGUAGUGACGUUGGUGGAAUGUACUCAUCCAGCUAUGGUGGUGAUUAUAUAUCUCGUGGUAGCAAUGUUGGUGGCAGCUCUUACUCUUCAAUGUACCCUGGACGUAGUGUGGGGGGCAGCAGUUACAUGGGUAGCAGUGGAUCUGGUUCAUACUAUUGAUACUUAAUAAGAGAAAGAGGCUCCUGUAGGGAUGUGGACAAAUGUAUGGAAGCUUUUGCAUUACUGCCUACGGUUCUGGGAAGGAAAGUUUAUCAAGAUUAACAGCCUCUGAACUUUAUUUCUAGAAUAUGUAUUGAAUGAUGGAUCGUUCUUGGUUAAGUUGUUAAGACCUUACUGGUUUUUGAUAUUUGUAAUUCUGGAUUGGAGCAUGUAAGGGAUCUUGUGACAUAUUCAGAAAUGAAGAAAGAUGUGCCUGAUUGUGCAUAUUUAUAAGUUGCAUUUA
Molecule: messenger RNA, 2885 nt
Organism: Momordica charantia (bitter melon)
Lineage: Eukaryota; Viridiplantae; Streptophyta; Magnoliopsida; Cucurbitales; Cucurbitaceae
Source: RefSeq, a predicted model, not a curated record